AUGAGUGCGGACUUUAUACCUUGUCAGAAUGAAUAUAAUAGUUCGGACACUUUCUUCGGAGUUAUUGAUGUGGGGAAGAAUAACCUUUGGACGCAACUUGAUGGUACAGUAAUAGAUAGUUCAUUCACGAGCACAUUCGAUGGAUCCACUGGUCAGCCCAACGGCGGAAGUAGUCAAAAUUGCAUUGUGAUUAAUGCAGAGCCAAGUAGUACCCAUGCGCCAGAUAAAACACAGGAUAAAGCCUGCUCUUCUAGCUACAAGACAAAAUCUAUGCUCUGCUACAUUGACACUAAAGAGUUCUGCUUCGGGUGGACCUCCACUGCAGAUAACAUAGUUAGAGAACACUGCUACUGGCUCAUCACGAAACCUAAGUCUAGCAGUCAAUGGAACGUCGUGGACGCCCUCUAUCGGUGUACCUCAGAAGGAGGUACCCUAGCACCUGCCAUAGACACCGUCCAGAUGUCCUUCAUUAAGGAGUCUUUGACAUCAAUAUUUGAGUCCAGCACCGUCACAAAGACUGGGGUUUGGAUGGGUUCCAACACAAUCAGAGGAAAGGAAUGGAACUUGGACAACCAACCCAACUUCCUCUCUUCCACAUCUACCGGAAGCAUAACUCCCGAGAAGUGCAUGCGUCUGGAGAAAGAUUCUCUAAAUACGGGUUACAUCAACUGUCGGAGUGAUUCUACGUCAGUACGUGGGGCCGUCUGUGCCAGAUAUGGUACAGGAAAUAUUGUGAUAGAGCAUGUGCCAUCAUCCAGCGCCCCGACAGUCACAAAUACAACAACAUCAACUACUACACUAAAAGCUACAACAACGACCACAACAACAACGACACCAGAACCCGAAACAACGGUCACUCCAGCAUCUACAAACGCGCCAUGUGUCGCGAGAUCUGACGUCUACAACUUGACUUCUGUGGAAACAAUAAAGAUGGCGCUAACAGUGGACCCAAAGGAAACUACCGCUUACAAGUCCACUCUGACCUGUGCAGAAGAUGACCGAGUGGUCUCCCGUUACAUCGGCUACACGGGAGUAUUCACUAUAUCAACUGUAAUGGCGUCCUUUAUAUUCAUGGACUGCAUUAGAAUUUGUACUGGAUGCUGAUGGGACACUUACAAACGGGAAAUAAUGUUUCACAUUCAAUUAUGGAAGCACUAUUUACAGUACAUGAUAUAACAAUAGAAAUUGUAGAAAACUGCAAAUAUGCAGGUCUCUACCAUACAGUAAAAAUUGUACAUUCACUACAUUUUAAGAUGCAAAAGUUAUGUCUAGUUUGCUACAGAUUGUAUUUCAGAUGUGUUUGCUAUGAAUUAAUUACUUGAAAAUUACACUAAAAAUUUCGUAAACACAUUUGAAGAGCACUUGAUAAAACAAAUGGAAGCAUGA
Molecule: messenger RNA, 1386 nt
Organism: Ostrea edulis (European flat oyster)
Lineage: Eukaryota; Metazoa; Mollusca; Bivalvia; Ostreida; Ostreidae
Exons: 6
Coding region: 1-1104 (367 amino acids)
Source: RefSeq, a predicted model, not a curated record